AGAAACCUAGUUUAAUUUUCAUCGGGCAGACAAACUCGGGUAAGAGUUCCUUAAUUAAUAUGAUGCUGGGCGGUACCUACGUAGCUGCAAAACAAACACCAUCGACAGCGCGACUUGUGAAGUUGACAUACGGCAAGACACAGAGGGUACGCAUUGUUAACCGGGAUGGAAGCGUACUGGAGGAAAAAACCCUGAGGAAGAAAACUGUUCCACGCAAGUGGAUAGAGCUGGACGAGAAAGCACGACGUGACCCGAAGAUGCUUGGGAGCUACAUAGUAGCUGAGGUGGAUAACGAGUUUCUAUCCAGUGGUAUCGAGGUCGUAGAUUCGCCUGGUUUGAAAGAAAAUGAAGAAUUGGACAAGAUGGUGUUGAAUGAAUUGAAAACAAUCGUUCCAUUUGUAGUGUACGUGCUCGACGGGAAAAAUCAGCUUACUAACCAGGACCGAGAAGACAUAAAGAAAGUGCAAGCCAUAACCAAAAAUAUAUUCUACGUUGUCACUAAAGUAGACAAAGACGAUGAGAGUGACGACGAUGACGAUGACGAAGCCGCAGUUGUCCUGGAAAAGAAAACUAGGGCUUACAAUAGUCUUGUAAAAGAAGGGUAUCUCCCGACUGGUGUAAAAAUGGAAGACUGUGAGCGUUUCCAUGGUAUUUCAAACUGGAGAGUAAAAGAAUAUCGGAAGCAAGGUCGCCGUGAUAGUGAUCCGUUCGUCAAGGAUUAUUACAGAUUCCAGCAGUGUCUGUGUAGCUUUGUUAGGUCGUCGUUGGAUUCGAUUGUGUUGGCCGGAAGUAAAUUGCUACUAUCAUCCCUUACGGCCUGCCUUGACUUCUUCAUCCGUAGGGCGACUGCAUCAAAAGAACAACAACGGCAAAUCAAGCAGAAAAUAGAAGAAUGUCGCCAACAGGAGGGGAAAAUAUAUUCAAAUAUGGCGUCCAAGAUAAAAAAUAAAACGAGCCAAAUAUCGAAAGACAUUUCGGCUGGUGUCAGGGCAUCUACAGACGGCAUUAUAAGAGAUUCAUCGAGUUACCACUUUACGGACAUCGCUGUACCACGAGAUGAAGUCGUGUCCAAUAGGGAGUUAUUAAAACAGUGCCAAACGCAAAUGGAAGAAUUCGUAAUGACGAAGCUGUGUACAGAGAUCUCAGAAAAACUGAGCAAGACAUUCAAAGAUGAAGACAGUAUACUUUCGGAUCUCAUUAAAGUGGUACAAGAACUUGAAAAAGAGCAGCCAGACAAAGACGUCUCCGAAAUAUUGAGACUUUGCACUAUGUCUUCGUAUGUGGAUGGGCUCCGCCCUGAGAACAGAGGUUUCAACAAGCAGUGUUGGGCCUUGAUGCAGAGAUGCUGGCAUGAAGAUGCAACGAAACGACCAGACUUUGACACAAUAGUGAAGGAUUUAGUCGGAAUACGAAAACGUCUGGCUUAG
Saccoglossus kowalevskii is the source of this 1427-nucleotide messenger RNA. Its product is annotated as dual serine/threonine and tyrosine protein kinase-like. Gene Ontology annotation, biological process: positive regulation of ERK1 and ERK2 cascade; cellular response to fibroblast growth factor stimulus; protein phosphorylation. Gene Ontology annotation, cellular component: cytoplasm. Lineage: Eukaryota; Metazoa; Hemichordata; Enteropneusta; Harrimaniidae. The record is from RefSeq and is a predicted model, not a curated record. Gene Ontology annotation, molecular function: protein kinase activity; ATP binding.